Molecule: messenger RNA, 2181 nt
Organism: Penicillium antarcticum
Lineage: Eukaryota; Fungi; Ascomycota; Eurotiomycetes; Eurotiales; Aspergillaceae
Exons: 2
Coding region: 1-2181 (726 amino acids)
Biological process (GO): regulation of transcription by RNA polymerase II; DNA-templated transcription
Cellular component (GO): nucleus
Molecular function (GO): zinc ion binding; DNA-binding transcription activator activity, RNA polymerase II-specific; RNA polymerase II cis-regulatory region sequence-specific DNA binding
Source: RefSeq, a predicted model, not a curated record
AUGCAGUCAAAUCCGCGCAAGCGCCGGCGCCCAGCCUUAUCGUGCGAGCAAUGUCGUCGGCGAAAGGUGCGGUGUGAUCGGGAAAUGCCCUGUGGGCCUUGUACGAAGUCCCACCCCCCUUUGGCUUGUCAAUUUGUUCAUGAAGGGAAAGCGGUACUUGAUGCGAGAUCUCAAGGAGCAGCUCUUGAAUAUGAGCCCGUUAUACGGACCUCCGGUUCUCGUGAUACGCCAGGUCUUGUCGAGAACAGCACAGCUGAUGCGGCUCGACUGGCGGAACUUGAGCGCAGCGUUUCUAUGCUUCAGAACCGGGUUAACGAGCUAGAAAAAGAUCGUCCAGUUAGUACUGGAAUACCACCGGAUAGCGCAGAACGAUCACAGACAUUAAUUCCUCCUUUGGCUCCGCAUUUAAAAUCCUCGAAGCACGAGACUAAACUAUUUGGGCCUACACACUGGGCCCAUGUAUUUCAAGAAUUCCAUCAUCUGAGAAGCGUUCGCGGAACCGCCAUCCAUGAAGGUGUCCCCAGAAACGAAAUAAGCAAAUCGCUCAAAGAAACCCGGACGCUGAGAUGGAAUGUCAAGAACUGGCAAAAGCCACAUUUACUAGAUCCAACCCCAAACCUCUUGGGUGACCUACCAGCAAGAGAAGUCUGUGAUGAGCUCGUUCAAUCAUACCUCCGAACGAUAGAAUUGAUCUACAGAGUGUUGCAUAUCCCCACUUUCAAGCAAGAGUACAAGGCCUUCUGGGUAGACCCACAGUCUACCUCCACUGGCUUCCUCAUGGAACUUCUUUUGAUAAUUUCUAUCGGAGCUAUAUUCUAUUUCAAGCCUGGACCAGCUAAUGAUCUGCGUUUACCCAUUCGCCGUUGGCUCCAUGCAGCCCAAUGGUGGCUCACUGGUCCUACGGCCAGGGAAAGUGCAACUAUUCAGGGCCUGCAGGUGCAUUGCUUGUUGCUUCUGUGUCGCCAGGCAUAUGCGAUCGAUAAAUGGGGGAACUGGAACUCUGCCGGUUCACUGUUGCGGUUGGCUAUCAGUCAAGGUCUCCAUCGAGAUCCACAUAACUUCUCGAGGCUUUCUGCUUUUGAUGCUGAGAUGCGACGUCGUAUAUGGGCAACGAUUUUGGAACUGAAUGUGCAACUUUCCGUUGAUGCUGCUAUGCCUCCUUUAUUCUCUGUCGAUGAUUAUGAUACGAAGCCUCCAUCUAAUUUGGAUGAUGAAGACUUCGACGCUACGAGUGAGACGCUACCUACUCCGAAGUCUAAAGGUCAAUAUACCGAUUCUUCAAUUCAGAUUACUCUUCAGCAAUCUUUUUCAACUCGUCUAUGCAUCGCCAGAAACAUCAAUGAGUGCAAUCGUGAGCAGUCAUAUGAAGAGGCUUUGGCCCUAGGCGCAGAGUUGAUAGCAGCAUUUAAAGAGAUUGCGACUCUUUUCCAUAGCUAUUUGGCUCAGGCUACUAAGCGUACCAGUGAACCAACACUAUUCCAUCAUCGCCUCCUCGAUACAAUUAUCCAUCGCUUGCUCCUCAAUCUCUAUCGCCCAUUCGCAGUUAAAGCCCUCAAUGAUCCACGAUUCUAUCUUUCUCGAAAACUCAGCCUGAGCUCCGCUCUGGCAAUGACUUCUCACGGAGAGAGCAAUACCAGUCUGGCCAGCAACUUGCAACAAUCAAAUCAAGACUUCUUCCGCCUUUGUCUUUCAGGAGCAGGCCUCUUCAAGGGAUAUCUUUCCCCGGAUGUGAUAAUGGUCAUUGGACUAGAGCUCAUAACCCAGAUCGAUGAAGAGACAACCAGUCAGCCCGCGGUGUCUUCAGUAACGACACCAAGCACUAUUAAUAAAAUGGCGCAGGCCGCUCGAGCCCCACUGUUAGAGGCCCUCGAGCGCAUAUCUGAUCAUCUGUAUCAAAGUAUAGCAGCGGGCAUUCCUAGCCUGAAACGGUACGGUCUUUUGAGAGGCAUGAUUGCCCAAAUCACCGCUGCAAAUCGUGAUGAACAAAGUAUCCACGCGGAGAUUCGGCAUUCAAUUAUGGAUAGUUUGGAGACAUCUCGGGUCUUGCUUCAAGCGUAUAUCUCCAGUGAGAUAAAUCGCUCCGAUGCUGAUGGGCCCGCUCUUCCGACGGGUGGUAUGGAUAUAUGGACACCUGAUAGUGGUCUUGUGUCGAGCUUGAGCUCUGAUUUCAUGGUAAGUUAA